ACGCACGGAAGUGACCUACCUAAAAUGUUGUGGUUCAAGUGUAAUGAAAUUAUACCUGGAACUGCAAUAGGUGUUGGAUUUCUAGGGGUUGCAUUAAGUUUUUGUCUGUUUCUAUACGAAAUUGUACCUGUUCCAGAUCUCCAUAUAAUUUGCAGAAUGUCCCAGGCCUCUGAGGAAAACCUGGAAGUGUUCAGAGGAGAGAAAAAUGAGGCAUUUGUGCUUGGAUACACAGGAGAGGUGGGCAGAGAACUAAUACGAGACAUGGCGCUGCUAAAGGCAUUCAGCAAGGUCUACCUCAUAGGCAGGCGCUAUGUCAAACUUCCCGUCCACCUCGGUCCAGAAUUCGAACAGGUAACGGUGGACUUCGAUGAUCUAGAGGCAUAUUCCGACGUGUUUCGAAAUGUCAAAUAUGGAUUCUGCUGUUUGGGCACAACAAGAGCUAAAUCUGGAAAGAGAGGUUUUGUGAAAGUUGACCAUGAUUACGUAAUAAAAGCUGCAGAAAUUGCCAAGGGAGCAGGAUGUAAACAUUACUCGGUGAUGUCAUCCCAGGGGGCCGAUAAAAACAGCUCCCUUCUCUACCCUCAAACAAAGGGCCAGGUGGAAGAAGCUCUUAAGGUGAUGCAUUUUCAGCAGCUGUCAAUUUUCCGGCCAGGUCUGCUGCUCUGUGAUAGACGGGAAAGCCGCCCCAGUGAGACGUUUUUCAGGACAAUUCUAAAACCCAUGUCAUACUUUUUUCCUACUGCUGUCACAACGCCGGUGGAUGUGCUAGCCCGCGCGAUCAUCAAUGAUGCCAUCCAUCCAAUUCGGCACGAACCAGUGUUGUUGUACGAAAACAGAGCCAUUCAUUUUCUCUCUGGUAUUUCGAAACAAUGUAGCUGAGACGUACGAAAUAACAACGACACAUUACAUUAAUUUUAAGUCUGAUGGAAAUAUUUGAGUACCUUUUCAUUUCAAUCUGAAUGAAAUACUGCUGUGUCUCUGUAAAAACUUGUUCGGAUUACUUACAAUUAUCUUUCAUAAAAAGUAUCAGAGUGAUGAGAAAAGAUAAAUUAGAAGCUAUUGGCAGAGGUACAUAUUUGUCACUCUCUCCCUCUAUUUGCAACAGUGUUGUGGAUACAGUGUAUACUUCAUGUUCACAUAUAGUAAGCCUAUUAGGUAGGGGAAGGGAGCUUGGGGGGUGGGAGAGGGGAGAAGCUCGUUCAAAGAAAGGAGGCAUGCAUGAAGAACCUGUUUUCGUUUCCUGGUGUGACCGUCCUCAAUAUAAUGUUGAUAUUUCAUUAUACCCUUUUUAGUACACAAACGUUUUCACCAAUAUAUGCACUAGGCAAGAUAGAUCAGCUGCUGGCAAAUAUGCAAUUAAAUAACAACAGAACAGCCCUGUACUGCCAUAGUGUCUUUCAAACACAUACAUGUGAUGUGUAGGAGAUGACUAUGAUUAUCUCCCCUCCCUAUAUGAUUAUCUCCCCUCCCUAUAUGAUUAUCUUCCCUCCCUAUAUGAUUAUCUCCCCUCCCUAUAUGAUUAUCUCCCCUCCUUAUAUGGUUAUCUUCCCUCCCUAUAUGAUUAUCUCCCCUCCCUAUAUGAUUAUCUCCCCUCCCUAACUGUAUAAUGCUUGCCUCCUCUUCCAUGUUAUGCCCAAAAUAGAGUGGGUCAGGGAUGAUUUUGUAAUGUUUUAGAUCAGGUUGUCCCUUUAUCCAGCCAGUGUUUUAGUGAACUGAUAAGACUUUUUCUGUACAAAAUUGUCCCAGUUAUCCAGCUGUCUCACAGUUCAGCUAAUUUUAGGCUUGAUUAUUGCUUUCCACUGAUUUGUAUGAUAAACCACUGUUUGAACUGCUGAUGAUUUGGUUGGUGUCUGUACAAAAGAAAGCUAUAUACUUAGACUGUGUUACUAGUAUGACUGUUAUUAUAAAUAUGUAUAAGGAAAAGUGCAAUGCAAAUAUUACAGAUACUAUUAUAAUACAUUAUAUACUGUAGGCUUGGUCGAGUAGUAUUAUAAUACACUAUACAAUGUGUUUAGUGUAAGCUCUCUGUAGAAGUAUUACAAUACACUAUAUUUAGUGUUAGCUAUCUGUAAUUGUAUUAUAAUACACUAUGUCUACAGACUGUGGUGCAGUAUUACCAGGUACAAUACACUAUAUUUAGUGUAAGAUCUCUGUAGUAGUAUUACAAUACACUAUAUUUAGUGUAAGCUCUCUGUAGUAGUAUUACAAUACACUAUAUUUAGUGUAAGCUAUCUGUAAUUGUAUCAUAAUACACUAUUUCUACAGACUGUGGUGCAGUAUUA
This is a messenger RNA of Mizuhopecten yessoensis (Yesso scallop), 2282 nucleotides long. Its product is annotated as oxidoreductase HTATIP2-like. Gene Ontology annotation, biological process: import into nucleus. Gene Ontology annotation, cellular component: cytoplasm. The transcript is spliced from 6 exons. The record is from RefSeq and is a predicted model, not a curated record. Lineage: Eukaryota; Metazoa; Mollusca; Bivalvia; Pectinida; Pectinidae. The coding region runs from base 25 to 879 and encodes 284 amino acids.